AUCGCGUUGAACGAUAUUUACCUGCGCGUGCAAACUCCUCGGAUUCAGGAGCGUACCGUCCGCUCCCGGAGCCUCGCGAGUGCCACAGAACCGCAUCCUCGCACGUUGCCAGCGACCAGCUAGACAAGAUCACAGGCAUGCGAUUGUCGUAGCGAGGCAAGAUCGAGGGAUAAGGAGAAGAUAUUUGAAAUAUUUGCGCGGCUGAAGCAAUAAACAUGCUGCCAAGAUUGCUGGCCGUGCUCUGGACAGCACUUCCUUUAGUGCUGUCCCAGAGCAACUACGCAUCGCAGGGGAACAGUAUCGAGUAUCAGCCAGGCUUACCACCUAGCACAGUGCUGAACGGCAAGGUGACCAAACUGGACGACAUCUCGUCGAUGAUAUUUCUGAAUCGCACGAAGGCGUACCUGAAUUGCAGCCAGGGCAGCAUGCAGGUUGAAUUGAAGUUCGAGGAACCGUUUUACGGGGUCGCCUACGCUGAUUUCGAUCGUAACAGCGCCUGCAUAUUCAAAGGACGCGGAUCGACCAGCGCCAAGUUGGAACUACCUCUCAAAGGAUGCGGCACGAGGCAGGAUCCUCAACGCGUGUUCACAAACAACGUUGUAGUUCGCUUCCAUCCUGGUCUAGAAAUGCAAGAGGACGAAGUUAUUACGAUAGUUUGCAGAUACCCACCGCCUGUGGCGCCAGCUCCGCCGGCUCCGCCUGCCAGCAUUCUGGCCACGCCAGCACCAGCGCCACUGCCGGAACCGCCGCUGAAAGGAUUCCAGAUACUGCUCAUCAUCUGUGCGAUCCUUUUCCUCUCGCUGCUGCUACUCGGCCUCGGCUGCUCGUACAUGUGCCUGAAACGCAGGAACGUUCGCGUGAUCCACCGGCAUCCAUUCGGAAGUGGCUCAGGCUCGGAGAUAACAAAACUCUCCACGUCCUCCCUGAGUAAUAUCACCGUAUUCGAGGGUCUGAAGAUACCCCGGGCUCUGCUCCACGUACCACCGUCCACCACCGGCAGCGACGCGAACUUGAUCGACCAUUCCUUGCCCAGCGAUUAUCCGAGUGAAAGCUCAGAGGUGGACGAAGAACCUUCGCUACCAGUCUCUUCAGCUGGUUCCUAUGACAACAAAGUUUUCGUUCACCAUGAAACACACCAACGCCAAGAAAUGCGGACUAGUAGCUCCCUCUACUCCGAAACGGUCGCUGCGGAAGUGGAAACGUCCUCAAUGACAGCAGCUAAUACCUCGAGAACCGCAGUCCCACGUCAUAUGGUGGCCAUGCCGAUCGAACCUAAAUUCGACGUCCAGAUGCGAGUGAAGAAGGCACCACCUCCUCCUCCUAGCCCACUGCCAUCUGAAUCCGACAUUGCAAGCGUUGCUCUGGAACGAAAUCUCACCACGAUCCUAGAAAAAGAAGAAUGCAGUCUUACGCGUAGCCUAGAGAGCCCACCAGCCAGGAUGACUACGUUCUCCUACGUUCCUGAGCUCCAUGGACCUCCAGGAGGUACCUCCUCUACUUCCACCAUCUCCAGACAGCAAACGCCACCAGUUUACUCGCGAAUCUUGAGAAAACAAGCGGAAAGGGAGACCACGACCAGUACUAGUAUGCUUCAAGAACGAAUUCCGUCACCUUCUCCUGUCGAACAGCCACCCCUGCAACACCAUGAGAUUCGUAGACCUAGGUCUUUGACCUCCUUGAACACGGAGUUAACGGAAACGCGUUCCUUGACGGAAGUGACCGAUCACACGCACGCUAAGUACAGAGUGGCCAGCAUCUUAGCCCCAACUCCUCCUCCACCCCCACCAAUUGUCCCCACGGUGACCACUACUCAUACAGCAGUUCAGCAUCGUGAACAUCGCUUGUUCCGGGAGGAAGUAACGGAACCUCUAGUAGAACCCCAGGUUGUCGCACCUAGACGUCCAGAGAUAACUACGCACGAAGUAGACGAUGUGUUUUUAAAGACAGUGACGGAGAAGAAGACCAUCGAAGACGUUGAACGUCAUCGUCGUCAGGUGACGGAGUAUAGAACCAAGCCGCCACCACCGGAUCCCAAGUGGGACGUGACCAUCAGGAACUAUCCCAAGGAGAAUCUUCCACCGCCUCCACCUGAAUGGGAGAACUUCUCUGACGUUAGUUCCAACUCCAAUCUGACCAUCACUAACGAACCAACAGGACAUCACGCUGAUGGACCAAUUGACGAGGAACCGGACAUCAAUAUCGAGCCCACAUAUACGGCUAGAGCCGAAAUUCCAUGCAGACCACCUCCAGUAACCCAUCGUUUGUUCAGCAGACUAUCUCGCGUCUUAGAUCCACGUUACGCUUCCGAAUUGACAGACGAAGAACGUACAAAAUGGCGCGAGAUAAUUACUACGGAUAGUACCUUGAGGACUCUACUAACGGAAGCUGUCGUAAGAGAAGAUUACGAGUUGAUACGAAAGGACGCUAGAUACACGAACCUGUUCCCACCAGCGAAAUGGGAUGUAAUCAUCCGCAUCCUAGGUCCUCCUUUGACACAGGCGGGUUCCACUUCCUCGUCUACACACGGAAAGAAUCAUGGACAACGGUACAAGAGGUCCAAGUCUUCGGAGUGGGAUACCAGAUCCAGAAGAUCGUCCUUGCCUACUUUGUACGAAUACGAAAGCGACGGAGGUAGCUCUGCUCGUACUCAAAGCCACCGACUACAGAUGUCGCAGUCGGCUACGGCUAUGGGCCAGUCGAACCGUCUACGCAGACUGGGUUCGAGUCACAGAGGUACAGGUGGCGCUAGUGAGGUGGACGUUAGGUCCAUGUCCGAAAUGACAGUGAGAGAUUUCGCCAGAGUGGACAGAGACGACUUGACGAGCUUAAGCUCCUUCGAAGGAGCUGAUUCGCUGGUGAGGUCUUUAAGUCAGCCCAGUUUAGCCAGAAGUGGUUCGGAAUUCACCGAACACUGGGGAAUUCCGUCGGGCAUGCUGGAUCUUCCGCCUUGGGCCGCGGAAGAAGAAGGGACCAGCUCCGUGGAAACUACUCCGAGAGUGGUAAGGAGAAACGACCGUUUGGAAGUUUUGGCGUCGUUCGACGAUCGCAGGCAGGGAUCGUCGACUACUAGAUCGAGUCGAUACAUCGAGAGGGAGCUGAACAGCGUGCAUGUGACCGAGAGUCAAAGGAGCUCGAACUGGUUUCACGACGACUCCGAGCCGGAGAUGCAGAUCUGAAGAUUUUUAACGAAAUCUGCCUUCUAUUGAGUGUUCCAUCUUUUACAGUGUCUUCCUUCGGGUUCUGCGUUUCAAAUAAGAAAUUUUACGAUGAUUGUAGUAAAGGUUACGAGUAUUAAUGAAUCAAGGUCAUUGAAGGGAAAAAUCUACUAAA
This is a messenger RNA of Eufriesea mexicana, 3330 nucleotides long. It is a transcript of the gene pot, whose product is annotated as zona pellucida domain protein papillote. The record is from RefSeq and is a predicted model, not a curated record. The transcript is spliced from 6 exons. Bases 216 to 3176 code for a protein of 986 amino acids. Lineage: Eukaryota; Metazoa; Arthropoda; Insecta; Hymenoptera; Apidae.